Messenger RNA from Epinephelus lanceolatus (giant grouper), 1916 nucleotides. RefSeq names its product negative elongation factor complex member A (gene nelfa). Gene Ontology annotation, cellular component: NELF complex. The record is from RefSeq and is a predicted model, not a curated record. NCBI's taxonomy places the organism in Eukaryota, Metazoa, Chordata, Actinopteri, Perciformes, Serranidae. Gene Ontology annotation, biological process: negative regulation of transcription elongation by RNA polymerase II.
AUGGCUCAUUGUUGUCAAGUGAAAUGCCCUCGACCCCGGUGUGGGCGGGGUCCUGACUGUUUUCUUAGGUAGCCCGUUAAAAUGCCCGAACUCAAAACACUUCUUUUUCCAAGAUGGCGUCGAUGAAGGACAGCGACACCGGCCUGUGGCUUCAUAACAAAUUGGGAUCCACGGACGAGCUGUGGACGCCUCCAAGCAUCGCCUCUCUCCUCACCGUGUCAGUAAUUGACAACAUACGGCUGUGUUUCUCGAGCUUAUCGCCCCCGGUGAAGCUCAAACUCCUGCUCGGGAUGCUGCAUCUUCCCAGGCGAACCGUUGACGAGAUGAAGGAGGCGCUGUCGGAGAUAAUCCAGCUGGCUACGGUGGAUUCAGAGCCCUGGGUGCUGAUGGUUGCAGACAUCCUCAAGUCCUUCCCAGAGACUGGCUCUCUCAAUCUGGACUUGGAGGAGCAGAAUCCAAAUGUGCAGGAUAUUCUUGGAGAGCUCAGGGAGAAAGUGAGCGAGUGUGAGGCGCCUGCCAUGCUUCCUCUGGAGUGCCAGUACCUGAACAAGAGUGCGUUAACCACUCUGGUGGGACCCCUCACACCCCCCGUCAAACAUUUCCAGCUGAAGAGGAAGCCUAAAAGUGCAACCCUCAGGGCAGAGCUGCUACAGAAAUCCACAGAGACAGCCCAGCAGCUAAAAAAGACAGCCGGAGUGCCUUUUCACGCCAAAGGGAGAGGAUUGGUCAAAAAGAUUGACACUACAACUCCUCUCAAGGGGAUUCCCAAGGCCCCUUUCCGCAGUCCCACUGCUCCCAGUAUGUUCAGCCCUCCCAGUAACCGCACACCUAUUGCCCCUGCACGGACGCCCCUGCGUAAGGAGAGAGGGGUCAAGCUGUUAGAUAUUUCAGAGCUGGAUAUGGUCGGAGCUGGGAGAGAAGCAAAGAGGAGAAGAAAGACUUUGGAAACGGAGGCCGGAGAGAAAGCAGCCAAAGAAGAAGCAGCCGUGGUGGAAAACACCACACCCGACUACGCUGCCGGCCUCGUCUCUGCACAGAAACUGGGGGCAUUGAACGAGAAUCCUCUGCCGUCUACCAGCUACCUACCGGCCACACCCAGCAUGGUCCCCUCCUCCUCUUACAUUCCCAGCUCCGAGGCCCAGCCAGCAAAUGCUGGUGGUUCAGGACGGGACACGCUGCAGUCGGCUCGCCAACCAGAGGAGUCAGCAACAGCGGGCGCUGGCGCCACCGCCACUGCCACCUUACCAGGUCAGUACAAACAGAGGACGCCUAUGUACAACGCGAGCAACACGGCGAAUCCCGCAACCCCAACGUCCCCCAGCACGCCAGUCUCCACCCCCGCCAGCAACGGGCCCCCAGCGGCUGCGACUGCCAGCCAGCCAGAGACCCCCACCCAGCCUCCGAGCACACCGCAGACCCCCACCCCAACACCAACCCCUACGCCACCUCAGCCACAGCCCAAAAAGAACCUGUCACUCACGAGAGACCAGAUGUACGCUGCCCAGGAGAUGUUCAAGACGGCCAACAAGGUCACCAGACCAGAGAAGGCCCUCAUCCUGGGCUUCAUGGCUGGAUCCAGAGAGAACCCGUGCCCGGAGCAGGGGGACAUCAUCCAGAUCAAGCUGAGCGAACACACAGAGGUUCUGCCCAAAGCCGACGGCACCGGCAGCACCACCAUGCUGGUGGACACAGUCUUCGAAAUGAACUACUCCACAGGACAGUGGACCCGCCUCAAGAAAUACAAACCCAUCACCAAUACCUCCUGAGGAGCUUCACGUCCUCAAAAAAAAACACAUCCAAAAUUUCUUAUCCACUUAAAAAAAGAAAAUGUUUACACACGUACAAGUAUUUGCAUACACAUUUGGGCCAAAUCAAGCACUGGGCGGGUGAGAGGUCGUCAAGGAGAGAAAGGUCCU